AUGACUGAAGGAGAGUACAGCGAAGUUCUCCACGACAACAAGCUGACCAACACCGACUUGAAACCAGAAAACAUCCUGUUUGUGAACUCCGACUUCACCAUGACGUACAAUGUGGAGAAGAAGCGAGAGGAGCGGACGGUUAAGAGCACGUCGGUACGGCUGGUGGAUUUCGGCAGCGCCACUUUCGACCACGAACACCACAGCACCAUCGUCUCCACGCGGCACUACCACGCCCCAGAGGUGCUGCUGGAGCUGGGCUGGAGCCAGCCCUGUGACGUGUGGAGCAUCGGCUGCAUCCUGUUUGAGUAUUACCUGGGCUUCACCUUGUUUCAGGUACACCCUUACCUUCCUGCCCACUGUGGAUGUCUGGAUGAACCACAGUGCUGUACAUAUGUUGAUGGAAUGGAUGGGUGA
Molecule: messenger RNA, 414 nt
Organism: Conger conger (European conger)
Lineage: Eukaryota; Metazoa; Chordata; Actinopteri; Anguilliformes; Congridae
Product: dual specificity protein kinase CLK2-like
Exons: 5
Coding region: 1-414 (137 amino acids)
Biological process (GO): regulation of RNA splicing; protein phosphorylation
Cellular component (GO): nucleus
Molecular function (GO): ATP binding; protein tyrosine kinase activity
Source: RefSeq, a predicted model, not a curated record